CGCUAUCAGCUGCUGAAGGCUGGGCACACGAGCGGUGCGGGGACACUGAUAGUGGAGAGACGGAGGGUGGGGGCGAGGCGGUGGACGGAGACUCUCUCGUCGUUGUCGUCGGUGACGGUGGUACAGAUGGGCGCGACUCCCCUCAGCUGAGCCGGCCACCAAUCCACAGCACCAGCGGCCCCCCAAUGCUGCCUGAAUCCAGCUGAGCACAGUUGGAUAACCCACAUCCUGCUGCGAAUGACAUACAACUGGCACCAUGCUCCCCCGUAGCAUGAGAACAGGUGGUUAUGACCUGCCGGGGGUGGAGUCAAGCGCAGUGCCUCUCAUUGGCUACCGGCCCUUGUCACCGGACAGAGUCGCCCAGAGCAGCCAAUCGAGGAGGGGGAGCGGCAGCGAUGAAUUGGAAACUUCACAAGCAGAGCCUUCACCAAUGAAGACCACCUGGUACUGUCCUCUGGAUCUGUCCACUGUGGUGGAGGAAGAGGAGGAUGGUGUGAUCUACACAGUGGUGGUCAAACAGCAGCAUGGUGCCCCCAACAGUCUGACGUCUACGGUUUCUCGCUCCCAGUGUGUGAAAGCAGGAACAGAAGAGAAGCUGGUGCUCCACCUCCUUCACUCCUUUUCCAUGGGCGACUCGUCCUUCAUCACCAUCUUCCUCUCCACCUAUCGAUCCUUCACCUCCACGGGAAGAGUGCUGGACAUCCUCACUGACAGAUUGGAGAACCCACCUGGGGACAGCGAGAGGAGCCAGAUGAGACAAUCUUUCAACAAAGCGGUGUGUACUGUGUUUAGCACGUGGCUCUCUGAGUAUCCUGAAGACUUUAAGAGUUUGGGGGAGCCCAAUCGCCUGCUGCGCCUGGCUCCCCUCUUCCCCAAGGACACCUCGUCUGCAGUCGACCUCCGCGCUCGCCUCCUCAGGAUAGCAGAGGAGCUCAGCGAGAAAGCCCUGCUCCCUGACGCCCGCAAAGCUUUAUACUUUGCAGAUCAGACCGGUUUAAGCAGCCCUCUUCCUGACGCCUCCAAGUUUGAGCCCACCAGCAUCCUCGGAUUCCCUGCAGCGACCAUCGCGGAGCAGCUCACCAAAAUAGAGACAGAGCUGUUUGUCCGUCUGGUCCCAUACCACUGCCUUGGAUCACUGUGGUCUCAGAGGGACAAAAAGGGGAGGGAAGGUGUUUGUUGGUCCGUCCGGGCCACCGUCCAUCAGUUCAACAAGCUGGCAAAUGCAGUUUUAGCAUCCAGCCUUUGGUCCACGAAUCUGCGCAGCCAACAAAGAGCUCGACUGCUGGAGAAAUGGAUCAGCGUGGCAGAGGAGUGCCGAGCCAGGAAGAACUUCUCCUCACUGUAUGCCAUCGUGUCUGCCCUGCAGAGUAACCCCAUCCACCGGCUGAGGAAGACAUGGCAGGACACUGACAGGGAGGCAGUGAGGAGAUAUGAGGAACUUUCAGAAAUAUUCUCAGACAAAGACAACUACUCACAGAGCAGAGAACUUCUAAAGGAGGAGGGCACAUCAAAGUUCGCCAACCUUGACAACAGGCUCAACAACAAACAUAUUCGGGGGUCCCACGCCCAGGGCACAGUGCCCUAUCUGGGCAUCUUCCUCACAGACCUCACCAUGCUGGACACGGCGGUCAAAGACAGGCUGGAUAACGGCUACAUCAACUUUGACAAAAGGAGAAGGGAGUUUGAGGUUUUGGCUCAAAUCCGGCUCCUGCAGUCUUCCUGCAAAAACUGUGUUUUCACCACUGACGAGGCCUUCAUACAGUGGUAUCAGAGUGUGCCUGCACUAACAGAGGAGGAGAGUUACAGACUGUCCAGUGAAAUUGAAGCCCCUGGUGAGCCGAGUCCCCGUGGCCUUACUCCAACAGUCAUCAUCACACAGUGCCCAGACCUGAGUAGCUCUCGGACCAGCCUGACUGGUGACAGUGAAAGCCUCUUUGACUUCUCCUCCCCCGUCAAUAAUCUGCUCUCAAAACUCACAAAGCAUAUGAGAUCUCCGUCUGUGUCGUGUCUGGAUGUCGACACGUCUACUUCGACCGCUGACUCCACGCCUGCCGCGUUGACUCCAUCCACUCCCACAAAAUCACACCGCCGAUCAGUCUCCUGCGGCAACAACCCCGUCAAUAAUGUCCAAGGGUCGGGCCCCGACAUGCGGAUUAUCAGGAUACGGAUGGACCUGCAGGAUGGGAACUUGUACCGAAGUAUACUGGUUACGAGCAAUGACAAGACCCCCACUGUGAUCAGCUCAGCCUUAGAAAAGCACAAUCAGGACCCCAAACAGACGUCCAGAUAUGAGCUGAUCCAACUGCUGCCUGAAGGAAAAGAACUGGUCAUCCCUGCCACAGGAAACGUCUUCUACGCCAUGACGUCAUCUAGUGUUGACUUCCUGUUGAGAAAGAAAGACAGGAACACUCCUCUGGGCUCGCAGCCGAUCAGCACGGAGACGAGCGCCACUUUUCCUCGGAUCAAGGCCAAGGGGAGGAGACUGGUCAGGACAUUAUUUUGACAUCAGAUUUUCCUCAACCCAACUUUGUCCACAGUGAUGGAUUCUUUCCUCCUCACAAACAGUAAAUGUGGCCUUUUACACACGCCUUCCUCCCAUGCUACGACAAAGCUCGUUCUACCAAAACACCCAAAGACGAGGACCAAGUCUUAAUCAGCGACUCCAGAGCGGCUUUCGUCAAACAUUUCAUACCUCCAGCUGCUGCACUGCUGCGUUCACCAGAGCUGUCUGCUGCUGAACAACAGUCUUCUUUUACAAACAGUAUGCAUCACUAAUUUACUCCAAGAGGAAGAGCAAUGGAAGCCUUUAACUGAGUGCUUUUGGUGCUGGCUCUCGAGUCCCAGUCAGGUAGCACUUGAUGCAUUUUCUUUCAUUUCAAUUUAACAAAUAAUAUCUGUUUUUUAAUUGCGUAUAGCCACUGGAAAAUCCCUCGUGAACUAAGCUUCCAAAUGUAAAAAGGUAAUUUAACAAGAUGCAGUUGAAGGAUUUAGGACAGUGUUUUUUUGUUUUGUUUUGGGGUUUUUUUUGGGGGGGGGGCGUAAUGAAACGUGAAUAUCCAGAGCCCGUCAGAUCUGGUUCUGUUAAACAGCACAUGAGGAAGAUCCAAAGAUACAGUGCAAGAGCACCAUUGUAGCAAAACACUGGAGUUCGUCUAAUUGGACAUAUAUGUUUUGUAUAUAUUUAUAUAUUUUGUAUGUCUAUGUGAUGUCAACAUUGUGUUUACACUGGUGAGGAGCUCAAUGUCCAUGUGUCCCAGCUGUCUAAUUCAUUAAGGAAAAAAUGCAUCAAAUACCUGCAAAAUUUCCACUUUAAACAGGACAGCAGGUGUCUACAGACAUGUGCAGAUACUUAGUUCAACAUAAACCUAAAGCUGCAUUAAUCAGUCUUUUUAUACUAAUUUGAGUAUUAUUCUGAUUGUGAAUGGGGCUGCUUGCAUUAACCUAAAAACAAUAAUUGAUUUUGCAGCUCUUCAGAGGUUUUAAUUCGUGAAAUUUACUUGAUGGUCCAUUUUCACAGCUGUUAUCAACCUGUUUCCAGCAGCAGCUGAACUCAGAUAAACCUUAUUUAUAUACACUCUAUGAGAUAAACCCACCUUAUGCUGUCUGCCAGACAGCAACCAGCAGACACACAGCUAGUGGCUCAAAAAACCUAUCUGCUAAAAUGCCUGAUAUUUUUCUCAAAAGUUGCUGAAGACCAAACUAGCCCUAAAAGGAGAGUGAUAUGCACUUAUUGAGAAAUACUUCCUCUUCAGCUGAAUGUGUAUUUAGGCAGCUGUUCACUAACACUUUAGCUGUAGCAACUUAAUAAACUGUCAUACAGCUCGUUCUGGAGUUCUUCUGACCCCUAGUGGCCAAAAGUAGAUUAUUGCAGCUUUAAACAAUUCCCACCUUACAGCACUUUCAAAGCUUUGAGGCUUUGCUUCAGUUUAUCACCGCAGUACUAAAACCAUAAGGACAAGAGUAAGGAAAAAACACCACCAUUAUUAGGUUUGAGGUUUCCUCUGUCUCUACUUUUCAACAGAGCAUAAGCUAAACUUAAUGUAUGCAGAUUUCUACACCGCUCAGCAGGAUACAUCUUCACUGCUGUAAACACACAGAACCAAGCCUCUGCUCCAAUUUCAUGUUUUGAAUUAACAUGUUAACUUCCAUGUAGGUUUAAAAAAAAAACACACAACCUCUUAAAAAAAACAGUCUGGACUUUGAUGAAGUCUUGUGACCUCUGGUUGUUCCUGCUCAGCGCUGGUGAAGCCUUUGUGCAGGCUGAGGCACGAGCAGAACAGGACCAGGGAGAGGAUUCUGGGUAAUAAUAGAUGAUGUGUGCUAGCAACAUGCUAUGCUACUGAUUGUUUUAGUGCCUUUCUCUACAGGAUGCUCAUUAUUUCCCCCCUUGUUUGCAUUAGAAUGUAUACAGUAAACACAGAGGAAACGCAGUCGCCUCUGGUGCUGUGUUUCCUCACAUCAGAGCUAUUUAUGCACUACAUACAGGAUGUCCUAUUUUUGUGGUAAUAAAUUUACUUUUGUAUGAAUUUCAUUGCUUUUGACUGAUGUGCUGUAACCUAUUCAACACAGAGAUAUUUCCCUUGCAGCCGAGUAUGCCAUAAAUAUAAUUAAAGGUCAGAUACACACAUUCCUAUUUUUCUCAUGCAUAAACAAAACAAGUUGAAUAUACAUCAAAUACAAAAAACACAACUCUGCUUUAGUCUUUUUAUUGAGAUUCAAGAUAGCCAGCAUCUUCAAGCAAAAUCAAGGAAUGCAUGUGGAAACGUGAUAUAACUAUUAAUUCUAAAAAAAACCGAGUAAUGCGUACUGCAUAUGUCAGAAAAGCACAUUAGACAUUAAUAAACAUUCAUACCAGUCCA
Centropristis striata (black sea bass) is the source of this 4859-nucleotide messenger RNA. It is a transcript of the gene rgl2, whose product is annotated as ral guanine nucleotide dissociation stimulator-like 2. Gene Ontology annotation, biological process: Ras protein signal transduction; positive regulation of GTPase activity. NCBI's taxonomy places the organism in Eukaryota, Metazoa, Chordata, Actinopteri, Perciformes, Serranidae. Gene Ontology annotation, cellular component: plasma membrane. Gene Ontology annotation, molecular function: guanyl-nucleotide exchange factor activity. The record is from RefSeq and is a predicted model, not a curated record. Bases 257 to 2503 code for a protein of 748 amino acids. The transcript is spliced from 20 exons.